Messenger RNA from Ornithorhynchus anatinus (platypus), 2288 nucleotides. It is a transcript of the gene CCM2L, whose product is annotated as CCM2 like scaffold protein. The transcript is spliced from 10 exons. The record is from RefSeq and is a predicted model, not a curated record. NCBI's taxonomy places the organism in Eukaryota, Metazoa, Chordata, Mammalia, Monotremata, Ornithorhynchidae. Gene Ontology annotation, biological process: heart morphogenesis. Bases 5 to 1909 code for a protein of 634 amino acids.
GGCCAUGGAGGGCCAGAACAAGAAGGGGAGAAAGGGCUUCGUGUCCCCCAUCCGCCGCCUGGCCUUCUCCAAGGCCGGGCAGCGGCAGGUCCCGGCCGGGGGCGGGGCCGGGGUCGCGGCCGGGGGUCGGGGGUCUCGUCGCCCCCUGCACUCCGUCCCCCUCUACCCCCCGGACUAUCUGGCCGACCCCCGCAUCCUGCUCCACGACUACCUGGAGAAAGAGGUCCAGUUCAUCGGUCAGCUGACCUGGGUGACGUCAUCCUUGAACCCCUCCAGCAGAGAUGAGCUCCUGCAGCUGUUGGACAAGGCACGGCAGGUGCAGGAGCUGCCUCUGCGGCGUCCCCCGGCAGCGGAGCAGGACAGCAUCCUCAGCCUGUCGGCCCGCUGCCUGCUGCUCACCUGGCGGGACAACGAGGAGCUCAUCCUGCGGGUGCCCACCCACCACGUGGCCGCCGCCUCCUACCUCCGAGACGACGCCCUCCACCUCCUCGUCCUCAAGACCGGCCUGGGGGUGGACCCGGCGCCUCCGUCGGGCCCGCCGGAGGGGACGCCCGGGUCCGGCGGGGGGCCGGAGCCCCGCCACCCCGGGGGCAACGUGGAGCGACGCCACACCAUCUGCAGCCUCGACUGGAAGAUGGCGCGAGGCGGGCGAGAGGGCCGGGCCGGGGCCGGGGGCAGUCUGGAGCGCCAGCGGGCCCGGGGGGCCGGCCCCAAGCCGGGGGGUCGGCCUUUCGGCAGCUGGGAGAGGAAGGGGGCCGCCAAGCCGGGGGGCAGCUGGGAGAGGAGGCAGACCUUCAGCGGCAGCUGGGAGAGGGGCAAACCCGGGGGCAGUUGGGAGAGGAGGCACGUGGGAGGAAACCCCCUGGACCCCCGGGACCCCAGCCCGGACGCCUACUGCAACCUGGUCAUCCUGGCGGUGGCUAGCAGGGAGGCGGCGGAGGAAUCUUGCUCGUUGAUCAGCCAGGCCUUCCGCAUCAUCUACGGAGACCGAACCAUCCAGCCCGUCGACCGAGCCGGAUGCCACUGCGCCCCCGGGCCCCACCGGCCCUGGCUCACCAGCCGCAGUGACAGCGUGAGCACGGAGGUGGCCUACAGCUACGAUGCCGAUUUUAGCUGUUGCAGCUCUUUCACCGGCUCCCACGACACCUUCGAAGCCUGCUACAGCAGGGCGUCCACACCAUCGUCCUUUCAGGACUCUCGCCACAGCGGCAGCGAUCAGAGCAGCGGGGACGUGGAGCACUUGCAGGAGUAUUUGAACACGCUGAGGAACAAACUGUCUCCGCCGGAAAUCCAGAGGUUUGCCGUGCUGCUGCGGGAAUAUCGGCUGGGAAUGGACGUGCAGGAAUAUUGCCGGGAGCUGCUCAGGCUGUACGGGGACAAGAGGAAAUUCCUGCUCCUCGGCCUGGGGCCCUUUGUCCCCGACCAGGACGUGGGCUACUUCGAGAGCUUCCUGGAAGACCUCGGCAUCCGCGAGGGAGGCAUCCUCACCGACAGCUUCGGCAGGAUCAAACGGGGCCGGGCCUCCGCCUCCGCCCUGGCCUCCUCCCCGGCUUCCAUCCCGGCCUUCGCCCUCACCCCCUUCCCGGCCUCCACCCCGGCCUCUGCCUCCACCUCUGCCCCGGCCUCCACUCCGGCAUCCAUCCCAGCCUCCUCCUCGACCUCCACCCCCACCUCUGCACCGGCCUCCACCCCGGCCUCCACCCCAGCCUCCUCCUUGACCUCCAUCUCAGCCCCCACCUUGGCCUCCAGCCCAGCCUUGGCACCAGCCUCCACCCCGGCCUCCACCCCAGCCUCCGCCCCUGCCUCCACCUCCCCCAACCACAGCUACGAAGCCAAAGAUGGCGGCCCCCAUGAGCAGCGGGUAGAGGCGGAUGGGGAGGAGGAAGAGGAGGAGGACAACUAUCUGUGAGCAAAGCAGUGAGGGGGCAAAGGUGUCUCCAAGCCCCUUCUCUUCCCUGGGGUCUGGCCAACACCAAUCACCAGCCACUCCAUCAGCUGUACUUACUGAGCGCCUACAGUGUGCGUAACUCUGUACUGAACGCCCGGGAGAGGCAAUAGAAUUAGUAGAUAGAAUUAGUAGACACGAUCCCUGCCAUCCAAGAGCUCACCACCCACCCAUCGAUCACCAGUAUUUAUUGAGCAUCUACUGCAUGCCGAGCACCACAUUGAGCACUUGGGAGAGUCCAGCAGAGUUAGGAGACACGGUCAUGCCCUCAAGGCAUCUAUGUCGCCGCUGACCUCUCAUCCGUUCAUUCAAUCGUAUUUAUUGAGCGUUUACUGUGUGCAGA